Messenger RNA from Branchiostoma belcheri (Belcher's lancelet), 2217 nucleotides. RefSeq names its product phospholipid scramblase 1-like. Gene Ontology annotation, molecular function: phospholipid scramblase activity. The record is from RefSeq and is a predicted model, not a curated record. The transcript has 9 exons. Gene Ontology annotation, cellular component: plasma membrane. NCBI's taxonomy places the organism in Eukaryota, Metazoa, Chordata, Leptocardii, Amphioxiformes, Branchiostomatidae. Gene Ontology annotation, biological process: plasma membrane phospholipid scrambling. The coding region runs from base 117 to 950 and encodes 277 amino acids.
GCGCAUGAUCAGUGGUUUAUAAAGGCAGUCCGAGCUUCUGGGAGACUUGUCACAGCUUGUCAGCUUCCAAAUUUGCGUCCAGAUCCGUGACGGAGUUUGUUGUUUGAGGGGACAACAUGGCAGAUCAGCCACCACCAUAUCAGCAGGGGUCGGCACCGAUGCAGCAGCCAGCCAUGCAGCAGCCCGUGAUGCAGCAGCCAGGGCUCCAGGGGGCGGGGAAGAUGGGCGCGCAGACGUGGGUGGCACCCCCCCAGCAGGCCAUCCCAGGAUGCCCCCCUGGUCUGGAGUACCUGACCCAGAUUGACCAGAUCAUUGUGCACCAGCAGAUUGAACUGUUUGAAGCUUUUACCAACGUCCAAAUGGCCAACAAGUAUGCUAUCAAGAAUUCCAUGGGACAGCAAAUAUUCUUUGCCUAUGAAGACUCUGAAUUCUGCAUGCGUAUCUGUUGUGGACCAAACCGCAGCUUUACCUUUCAUAUCUUGGACAAUGCCGGGCAUGAGGUGAUGCGUAUGCGGCGUGAGUUUAAGUGCUGUGCUGGCUGCCCCUGGUGUGCCUCGUGCGCCCGUGACUGCUGUGCCUUUGAGGUGUACGUGGAGUCACCCCCAGGACAGCUCAUCGGCAUGGCCAUCCAGUCGGGGUCCAAGUGGAAGCCCCACUAUGAGAUCAUGAAUGCCAAUGGAGAGUCGGUCUUCCACCUGUGGGGUCCCUGCUGUGUUUGGAACGGGGCCUGCUGCACCUGUGACGUGGACUUCAAUGUGUAUGGCACUGACCAAAAGACAGAAAUUGGGAAGAUCACCAGGAACUACGCCGGCUUUGCCAGGGAGUUCUUCACCCAGGCCAACCACUACAGCAUGUCAUUCCCUCUGGACCUGGAUGUGAAACUGAAGGCUGUUCUGAUGGGAGCCAUGAUUCUUGUGGACUUCAUGUUCUAUGAGCAGCCCAAGAAUUAAGGUGCUGUACACUGUCAAAAGAUGUCUGAAAGUAAUCUUCUGCGACAAGCUUAAGGGUGCACAGUGUUACUCUAAAGAUGUAUGUAUAAUUUUGGAUCAAAUCUAUGUGAGGAAAAAGAAAUUGACAGCAAUACUUUCAAUUACUUGAGUAUUUUUGUGUCUGUGGUGAAUGACAGAAAUUGUCACCAAAGUAAGUGUUUAUAGACAGAAACAAUUACUAUCUCUAUUUCAUUGAGACUCACAAUAAUGUUAAUACUAUAUUUCUUUCUGUAGCUGUCUUAUAGACAGCCAUACAUGUGCUUAAUGAUUGAACUUGACAUCAUUAUUAUAUUAAAUAUAUCAUAAAGUCUAGUCAGGACUAAAUGAUAUGAAACUGUUUGAAUUUAUACUGAUGCAGUUUGAAGCAUUGUAUAUUUAGCAUAGUAGAGUAGGGCUUUAGAGCCUAGAUAGUAACCUUUAAGUUGCCUUUAUGACAAUGAAGGAAUAUUGUAGAUAUUCCAGGUUUGCAUCUUGAAAGAAUUUUUAAAUAAGUGAAUGGGUUGCAAUCUUUACAUUUACAUGUAACUUAAGGAACAUAGCUUCAUAUCUACAUACUUACUUUAGUGAUUCUUUAACAUCUUAAUAGCAUAACUUCUGUCAUUCUGUGGUUUAAUAGACAAUGUCUCAUUACAUGUAAUAAUAUAUAUAUGCCAUAUGUAUAUCUGGCUUGAAGAUACAUGUGUACAUGUACAAAGUGCACAUAUUAUAUGCACAAAUUUUCUCAUGCUGUUUGCAGAAAUGAAUAGCGGUGUAAGUUUGUCCAAGGUAGUAUGUUGGUGUGUCAAAACGGUAUUGAAUUCUGUAAUUGAUGUAUGCCCUUCUUUGAUGAAUUAAAUUUUAUUGAUUACAGUUUUGAGGUGAGUGUACUUUUCAGUCAUCUGUGAUAGUAGAUUAAGAUGAAUAGACCCAUUACACCACUAGCUGUAGCCUUUUCCAGCCAAAAACAGAAUAGUCUUUACCCAUGGGUUACCUGUAAUUCAAUAUGAGAAACUGUAAUGAGUGGUAUACUAGUACUUUAAAAUGUUUCCUUUUUUGCCAUUUUUCCAGUACUUUAAAGGCCCAAUAUUAGUUAACUGGUCUUUAUUCGGUUGGGGACAAGAAAAUUUUUAUGGUCCCCACCCACAGUUAUAUGUACAUUGUAUGACGGCUGGAGCUUUUUAUUUUUUUCUUGACAAAAAUGACUGAUACUCAGAGAGAUGUUGCUCACAACAGUGAGGUUUUGUUUCCA